CUGAAAUUUACCCGAUUUGAUUUUGACAGUUGUGUUGUAUUUGUUGUAAAAAAAAUUGAAAUCCCAUAAAAUCCGAAUUUUCUAAAUCAAUACACAAACUAGACAUUAAUUUAGAAAUUUGAUUUGAAAAUAAUGAUUCAACCUCAAGAUGAUCCAAUAGAUCCUAUUUUCAAUAAUCCAUUUGAUUGGGAUACAGAAAAUAUUGAUUUUGGUAACUUUGAAAUGUGUUUUCUAAUACCUCCAACUGGAUUAGAAAGAACUCAACAAACAUCUCGUCAAGCACAGAGCCAAGGUACUGAACGAUAUGAAGACAUAGAUAUUUGGGAUGAAUUAUCUGAAGAUGAAGAUGAAGAAAUUGAUUGGGAUGAGGAUGAAAAUGGGCAAUUUACUUUAGAAAUGAAGGUGCCAAAGACACUUCAUGGUAGUAUAAUUGGCUUUAAAGGAGCUAUGCGCCGAAAAUUGGAAAAUGAUACAGGUGUGACAAUUAAAGUACCACAAAAAACCGAUCCAAAUGGUUGUGUAGUUUUAACUGGUCCUUUGCCAAAUGCAAUAACUCGAUGCAAGCGCCGUAUUGAAAUGGUUUUAAUGGAUGCACGAUUUAAGCAACCGUUUACACAUUUUAUUUCAAUUCCAAUGAGUAAUGAUAUAAUCAGAGAAAAUUUCGAUAGAUUUAAGCGAGAAGUACUGGGAUUAGGACAAAUACGUGGAGUUGAUUCAACAAUUUUCCAGAAUCCGUUUAAACUACAUUUAACUAUCGGGACAUUGGUCGUUAGAAAUGAGGAUAUUAUAAAAAUUUCAAAUUUAUUUUUGAAACUAAAAUUAAAUAUUUUGGAUGAACUUUUAGAGAAUAUUGGGCCAUUAAGUAUUCGUAUGAAAGGUCUAGAAUAUAUGAAUGACGAUCCAACGGAAGUAGAUGUUUUGUAUGCUAAAGCGGAAAUUGAAGAUGACAAGAAUUCUUUACUGCAACGUAUCAGUGAUGAAUUGAUUGAUUAUUUAGUUGAAGAAGACUUAAUGUUUCAAAAAUACGAUCGUGUUAAAUUACAUGUGACUCUUAUGAAUACACUGUUUCGUAAAGAUCGUGAUGGUUUAAAAUAUAAUACAGAGAAUGAAUACGAUCAACGAUAUUAUCGUGAACGUGAAACCUUUGAUGCACAACAAAUAUUGGAGAACUUUAAGGAUUAUGAUUUUGGUACAAAAAAAUUUAAUGAAAUACAUUUAAGUAUUCGAAAAACAACGGCUAAUCGUACCGGUUAUUAUAAAUCGGCGUAUGUUCAAGAAUUUUAAUAGAUUACGCUUAAAUCUCACACCUUUUAAGAUUUUUAUUUAAAAUUAAAUCUCGUGUUAGUCGAGUAAUUGAUAAACUUCUUUGAAACUCUAAAAAUAAUUUAUUAGUAUAUACAAUACAAA
Messenger RNA from Chrysoperla carnea, 1407 nucleotides. Its product is annotated as activating signal cointegrator 1 complex subunit 1. The transcript has 6 exons. Gene Ontology annotation, molecular function: RNA binding. NCBI's taxonomy places the organism in Eukaryota, Metazoa, Arthropoda, Insecta, Neuroptera, Chrysopidae. Bases 133 to 1284 code for a protein of 383 amino acids. Gene Ontology annotation, cellular component: nucleus. The record is from RefSeq and is a predicted model, not a curated record. Gene Ontology annotation, biological process: regulation of DNA-templated transcription; DNA alkylation repair.